Molecule: messenger RNA, 318 nt
Organism: Paramuricea clavata
Lineage: Eukaryota; Metazoa; Cnidaria; Anthozoa; Malacalcyonacea; Plexauridae
Source: the annotation of a GenBank genome assembly
AUGUUAAAAUUAGAGGAAGCAUUGAUCGAAGCGAGAGAAGUGAUAAGAAGGGAAGUAAAACCGAAGCCGAUGAAUGUAAAACAAUUAAGGUUAAUCUUGGAAAAAAUUUGUGCACCUUACGAUUAUAAUCCUAGGAGAUCACACCUUUUAAAAAGGUAUAGGGAAGAGAUAGCAGAACCACCGCCCACGAUUUCCGCGAUCGGAGUAAUGACAUCGAAAGAAAUGAAAAGGGAGUUGAGUCGGUUAGGUUUAAACUUUAUGACAAAUAUGCGGAAAUCUGUUGAAGGAGAUUUUGGUAGAGGAUGCAAGAAAAAAUAG